AUGCAGAAUCCUUCGCAAGGAGUCGCACAACAACUCCAACCACACGUGCACUUGAUCUCGCUCCACCGAUUCCCCCUCAUAGCCUCCCUCAAUGUCGAACAAGCCUUCCGCUACCUUCUCGAUGCGCCCUCAAUCGUCAAGCAAAUCGCGCCCAUGUCAUGGAACUAUGUCUCAGCACCGCAAGAUGGAACCGUGUGGCUGGAAUGGAUACCUCUCGAAAAGACGGAUCAACCUUUCCCCUCCGAUGGCUACGCUUGGGGAGAUCCUGAGCAGACAUACAGACAAGAGUUCAGUGGAUAUACAAUCGAGUGGAGAUCGCAUCAAGUCGGGUACAGACCUGGCCACGACCAGGUGGCAUCGCACGCUCGGACACGCUACCACUUCAUCUCGAAGAACCCCUCUGUGAACGCACCACCACCAGAUCCAUCACUCUGGAUCGUCCACUAUCACGCAGCAGAUCCUAACCGCGUAAUGCCUGCCAGCUCGGUGCCCGUGUCUGGUCAGAUGCGCCAGACGAUCGCGUUCAGGACAUGGCUCGAAAGUCAGGGAAGAUUGGAGCGGAGAGACUUCAUGUUGCACGAUCGUGAGCACUGGCCGACGCUUAACAUUCCGGGCCAGAUGCAGCAACCAGGACAGUACAAUGCCCUGCAGAAUCGAUACCCACAACAACACUAUCCGCAGCAGGGAGGCGGGCCUCCAGCGGCGAAGAAGGCAAGAACAUCAGGUCCGAGCAUAUCAAUGCCUGGCUCCAGCGAUGGCCAACACGAUUCGACCAUCGAAAUGGAAGAGGAUACGGCGCUUGGUGACUUCUUCGACCAUCUCACUCAACGCGAUAUCAGCUUAGCCCGCUACAUGCAGCAUCAUCGCUGGAUGGAGGAGGUAUUCUCAUCACCAUACGCUUCCAGCCAGAUAGUACCGCCGGACCUUGGUAUGGGCUUGAUGGGUGAGCUCAAAGGCUUGACAGAUGGUAUCCUGGAACCACCCAACAUGGACUUCAUGGACCGCGCAGACAGCAAACCACCCAAGGCGAAGGAGGCGGCGCCAUUCACCAACCUCAAGAAAGAGCAAGUCGAAGAGUUCGGCAAGCGUGUGCAGAAGCAUCUGGAAGAAGGACAGGCGGAGAUUGAGCGGAUGAAAGCUGAGCAUGCGGCCAAGAUGCAGGAUUGGAAGAAGGUCAAGUCACUCAUGCAAGCCGAAAAGCGGUUGCGAUAUGCGACUUGGGAAGGCCAUGAAGAUGCUGUGCCCGCAUAUCGCCUGGAAGAACCUAUCACCAAUGGACAUGGUGAAGAAGUCUCGGGCAAGGAAACUGUGGACAAUGUGGUGAAGGAGGUUGAAGAGUUGCUGAAGGUCAAGAUCACCGGACGAGAAGACGCGAACAGGGUGGCCAGGGGUGGACUGAGAGAUCGCAAGCCGCCCGCGUUCGAUUACGAGCAGCAGAACAAUCAGCAAGAACUGACGCUCGAUGGCUUGAUCAACGACGACCCGGAGCCAUCAGAAACACCAGCACCUGCCGCGAACGGCUCCUUGAUGGAGUCGACCACGUUCCACGAAGAUCCCAUGGCCGUCACGCAGACGGCUGGUGAGCAGAAGUUGCCUUCCCAAGUACCUCAGUCCAUAUUCCAAUCAGACCUCAACCAAGGGACCCCAAAUGCCGCAUCUGAACAAAACGCCGCAGGAGAUGCUCUGGAUGAUCUACCGGGCAUGGACAUGAACGAUACGCUGAUGGAUGGCAUGGAUCUUGAUGUUGGCGAUUCAAACAUCGACUUCGGCGACGACAAUGCGGGAGGGCUUGACUCCCUGGGAGACAGCAUGACGCCGGCCCAACCAGAUGCGUCUGCUGCGGGCGGUCAAGCCACCCAACCUACAGAUGCCACCGCCACCGCUCAGAGUGCGGACAAUACCAAUCCAUCUGGUGGGAAUGAUCCAAGCCAGGCACAAACUCAAGCGCAGCCUUCGCAGACCACGACUCCAAAUGCCGACACUGGCGCAGUGACAGGGGAUAAUGGAUUGGGUGAUGACGCCGGCGACACGAGCAUGUUCAACGACACCUUUGACGAUCUCACAAACAUCGACGGCAACGGCGAUGAUGGCCUCAUCGAUUUUGAUGGUGGUGGUAUUGGCAUGGACGACAGUGCAUUUGGAGACGCUCUCCACGGCAUGGACGCCGCCGACGGCUCUGGAGAUGGUAACACACCAGCGACAGGUGGAUCUUAG
Molecule: messenger RNA, 2214 nt
Organism: Zasmidium cellare ATCC 36951
Lineage: Eukaryota; Fungi; Ascomycota; Dothideomycetes; Mycosphaerellales; Mycosphaerellaceae
Exons: 2
Coding region: 1-2214 (737 amino acids)
Biological process (GO): chromatin remodeling
Source: RefSeq, a predicted model, not a curated record